AUGCCCGUGACUUCGGCUGCCAAACUCGCCUCUCACAUAUGGAGGGGCGCAGCACAGUCAGCGGCCAACGCCGCCCAUAAUUCCGCCAACUCAUUCCGUGGUGCCUUCCAAGGUGCUACCAACGGUUCCGCCUCUUCCACAGGCUCGUCAGCCUCCGGUUGGGCCUCCGGUCUCAGCAGCGGCGGCUCUUCGGCUGGAGCUGGUGCAGGCGGUGCAAAGUUCCAUGCCGGCCGCGGCGCUCACUUUUCCUAUCAGCACACGGGUCGAGCUCUCUCCCAGGCUUCCUCUACCUCCAACUCUGACUCCAGCAACAAGAGCAACGACGAUGACGACGAGGCUCGUAGGCAAAAGGCCUACAAGCUCCGCCUUGACGGUCAGCAUCACAGCGAACGAUCCGCGCUCGCAGCUUCCGGUCACCUCGCCGACUCGCAUCUUCAGGUGCGCUUCCGACGUGCCUUUGCCGCCAAACAUGGCCCUCUUCUCGUCACCGCUUCAGAUCACUCGCAGAGCGCACAGGCUGGUGAGGCUUCCCCGCACACGCAUCGGUCUGCUUCCACCUUGAGUGUUACAUCCGACGAUACCCCAGUCGACCUAGAGACACAGUCAAUCUCCACCCACAGCGGCUCCAAUGCCCACGAGCGCGUCUACCACGACCUCCGUCAGGCCGUCUCGAGGAAGGAUGCCUACCAGGUCCGUCUCAGCGUCGACGCCUUCAAGGCCUUACCCAAGGAGCAGAGGACCAUCGCUGGCUUCAACAUGGUCAUGGAGUCGCUUCUCGCCAUUCGUCGCUCCGGCCAGAGCGUCACAGAAAUCACCGACACCUACAACGAAAUGAUUCAGGCCGGCCUCUCUCCCAACAGUCGCACGUACACCGUUCUCGUUAAGGCGCUCUGUGCGCGUGAUGCCGAGACCGCCGUUGCCCCGUCUCAGCCUUCCUCCGCCUCUGCCGAUGCCCCUGCCGCCAUCGACGACGCUGCUGCAGCCGCAACGACCGACGACAGCUUUGCGCAGGCACUCCAGCUCAUGAGUGUGUGCCACAGCAGUCGGCUCCAGUUCGACGAUCAGAAGGCUUACAAUGCUGUCCUCUCCAGCUGCGCCAUCCGCGGCGAUGUCGAUCGUGCCUUGAGCGUGCUCGAUCUGCUCGAACGCAACGCGUUCGCCAACACCGACGCCCACACGUUCAAGCACCUCAUCCGCACCUUCGUACAAGAUCCGCAGCUCAAGCCAGACGAGACACAGCAGGCGCAGGAGUCGCGCAAACUAGCAGCUUGCAAGCAGGUGUUCGACGAGUUCUUGCUCGCCAGCCAGAAACCCGAUUGGAGGCACAAGGACAACAGCUUCGUUUGGACUUCGCUCAUCGAGGCUCACUUUGCGCUCAACGACCCUGCGGGCGCAGUCAAACUCUUCGAAACGAUGCUUCAGGGCGGCGACAACGUCCCUGCACUCCAUUAUGCUGUCAUCUCGUCCAUCAUCACUGGCUUCCUCGAUCUCGGAGACACCGCCACUGCGCUCCACUGGUUCGUCAAGGUCACCUCCAUGCAGGUUCAGAACGCUACUGCCGAGUCUUUGUCGUCCGAUUCGCGACCCAUGCCUAGCAUCAGAACGAUCGAGUAUCUCAUGCUCAAGCUCGCAGAAUCCGGCGACGACUUCCUCGAGCCGCUUCAGCGCGUCUUCCAUGUCUAUCUGCAGCGUUCAGUCGAGCUCUACCGCUACGCCGAGCUCGACGCCUUCACUCCACUCGUCUCCGCCAAUAUCGCAAGUGCCCAACGUCUCAUCAAAGAUGGCUCAGUGCAAGAAGCCAACGCAGCGCUUGAUCGCGCAUUGGACGCCGCUGCCGCCUUUUUCUCGCAUGAGGCAGUGUUCCUCGCUCGCAUUACUCCGGAUAACUCGGGUCUCAAGAUGAAUGCCGCUGUAUCAUCUCUGCUUGGACUCACCAAUGGCCUUCUGGAUGCCGACCGCAUCGUCGACGCAGGUAGCACUCUCACCUACGCACGUAUCUUCCUCGACAAACUUGAUCUGACUGCGGAUUCUUCACGCGACCUGGCCGCGCAGAUCUCGCACCUCGCCACUCGUUUCAUGACUGCCUCCGCUCCCGCCGAUCAAGCCUCCAUCCGCCUCUUUGCAAGCGCCGAAUACGUCGCACCUGUGCUUCGCGAAGCCGAUAUGCUCGACGAGAACGUCGCCGCUUCCCUCGCCAGCUUGUACCGAAGCGUGCGUGCACAGUCGCCCGAAGCUUUGCUCGACUUGCCGCUUUCCGCUGAUGCUUGGACCGUGAUCUUGGAAGCCUUUUGCUUUGAAGAGCUCAACGUUCGACAGCUCAACCUCGACGCUUUCCAGGCGGAUGGUGUCCCCGUCGUCCUGCACGAUCUCGCCAGUUUGCCCGUUGCUGACGCAGAAAGCACCGGAGCAAGCGAUGUUCGAGCAUCCAUCGACACCAGCAAGGCAGCCGAAGUCACUGUCUCUCGGUACGGACAGGAGGCGCUCUCAUUGCUGCCCGAGUGGGCCACGCGAAACGUCGCGACGGAGCAGGCAGCUCAAGACGCCGCUGCUGCGCCGGAAGAGGCCAGCAGCCAGGCCGGUUCGGAGUCUCAACUCAGCGCAUCAACACCCGCCACCACGCCUCCUCAGCAGCACACACCUCUUCACCGCCAGGAUCUGCCCGCACCGACACUCUCUACUACUGCCACUAGAACUCCAUCUGCCUUUUCCUUCCCUCCGGUCCAGGUCGUUGACACUGAUUUCGGACACAAACUGCUCCAGCUUGCGCGUCCUUCGGGACAGGAGGACGCUCCUCGCGUCUACCGAGAGGUGAGACAGCAGAUCAAGGUCGGCAAUUUCGCCCACCCUGAAGGCCUUGCCGUCUUGAUAGGUGCUUUCGGCCGUCUCGGCAAUCUCGAUCGUGUCGAAGAGCUCUACGCGAUGGCCCAGCACGUUCUGCACGCCCUGGUAGGAGAUCCGGAUUGGCAGACCAGAGCCUGGUUCGUCAUCGAGGACAGCAUGAUCCAGGCACUCAGCCACGCCGGUCGACCAGAAGCGGCCACCACACACCGACACCGCAUCAUCACCGCCGGGGGCACGCCGACUCCGACUUCGUACGCCGCCCUGAUCGCCACGAUCCGCGACACCACCGACGACGCCGCCAUCGCCCAGGAGCUGUUCGACGAAUCGCAGCGCUUCGGUGUGCGCCCCACUGCGUACCUCUUCAACACGGUUAUUUCGAAGCUGUCGCGCGCGCGAAAGGCCGAUCGAGCGCUGCAGCUCUUUGACGAAAUGGUGCUCAAUUUCCGCAUCAAGCCCACCAGCGUUACCUAUGGAGCUGUGAUCAACGCCUGCACCCGUAUCGGCGACGAGCAGCGCGCAGUUCAGAUGUUCGAACGCAUGGAGCGCGACCCAGCCUUCAAGCCGCGUGUGCCACCGUACAACACCAUGAUGCAGUUCUUCGUUCAGAGCGUUCCCGAUCGUCAGAAGGCUCUCGUCUACUACAACAAGAUGCUGGCCGCCGGCGUCGAGCCCAGCGCGCACACCUACAAGUUGCUGCUCGACAUGUUUGGCGCCAUCGAGCCGGUCGACGCACGCGAAAUGGAGCGUGUGUUUGCCGAGCUGGCCGACGCGCGAUCCGUGGCCGUGCAGAGCACGCAUUGGGCGUCGCUGAUCAACUGCUACGGAUGCAUGCUCAACGACCUCGACCGCGCCAUUGCUACUUUUGACUCGAUCGCCUCGCACCCUUCGUCGCAAAGGCGAAAGGAUGGUGCCCGUAUGCCGGAUGCGGUUGCUUUCGAAGCGCUCCUGGCGGUGUUUGUGGCUCACAACAGGACCGAUCUGAUCCGUGCGCACUUCGACAAGAUGAAGCAGGCUGGAUUGCAAAUGACCGCGUACGUUGCCAAUUUGCUGAUUCGAGGUUUCUCGAUGGAGCAAGGCGACGCUGGACUCAACGAAGCCCGCGCGCUGUUUGAGAGCAUGAGCGAGCCGGCUGCUGGUGUAGCUGCUGCCGGCAAUCAUCCGCCACGCGCUCAUGGAGCCGGUGCCCCUGCUCCCGCCGACGCACCUAAUGUGUCGACCUCGCUGGCUUCUGACGAUGUUCUCGCUACGGUGUCGCACAACUCGGGCAAUCCGUUCGGAUCGGUGCAACGCGAGCCAUCGACGUACGAAGCGAUGAUCCGCGCCGAGCUGAGCCACGGCCACGCUGGUCGUGCGACUGCCCUGGUCGACCGCAUGGAGGCACGAGCUUUCCCGCCUGCGCUCAUCGUGCGCGCUCGUUCGAUUGUUUCGGAUUACGUUGCUUCGAGUGCCAUUCCCAGGUCGGACUCGGCAAGCGCUGAAGGUUCCACAGCCGUCGAUUCCAGCGCUCCAGCAGUGCGCCUGACGUUUGGCCAGACGUCUCCGCGGCUGAGGCCAAGCAGUUUGCAGAGGGGUCCGUUUGUGGACGCUGCCGCCUCCAACAGCGGUGCCGGUGCCAUGUCGAUGCGUCACGCUUCGACCAUGGCGGGGAGCGGUGCAGCUGCGCCAGCGCCUGGACCGCCCAAGCCCAACAGCCCUUUCACGAUCUUUGACCGCGCGACCAAGACGAUGCAGAAGGACCGAGCGGCGCUGAAGCCUUCGGUCUCGCAGAACGAGGCAGGGCACGCGUUCGACGGCGAAACGACGCGCGGGGAAGCGUCGCGACAGACGGACUACGUUCGUCGUGCCAUUGCGGAGUCGCUGGCUGACCGUGUGCAGGACAUCAAGCGCGACUUGACGACCAUCGUGGAGUUGGGAGCGGGACCUGGAUUCCUGCGUCACUAUCUGGAUCCUUCGACGUGCAGCACCAAGAAGAUCGUCAUGUGCGAUACGAGCGAGGCGUUGCUGAACCGGGAUCGACACUUGGACUCACAGUCCGGAUUCGAGGUGGAACGACGUGUGGUGGAUGAAGAGAUGCUGCCGUUCGAAGAGGGAUCGCUGGACUGCGUGGUGUUCAGCGGUGGGUUGCAUUGGACGAACGAUCUGCCGGGCGUGCUGAUUCAGAUUCGACGUGCGCUCAAGCCGGACGGUGUGUUCAUCGGAGCGCUGUGCGGUGGCGAUACGCUGUUCGAGUUGAGGACGAGUCUGCAGCUGGCGGAGCAGGAGAGGGAAGGCGGGAUUUCGCCGAGGGUGUCGCCGAUGGCGGAUACGAGGGAUAUGGCGUCGUUGCUGUCGCGUGCGGGUUUUACGAUCCCGACGGUAGAUGUGGAUGAGGUGUCGGUGGGCUACCCGAGCAUGUACGAGCUGAUGCAUGAUUUGAGGGAUAUGGGCGAGAGUAAUGCGGUGAUCAACAGGAGGGGGAUGAUGCGCAGGGAUACGAUGUUGAGCGCUGGUGCAAUUUACGAGGCGCUGCACGGUCAGGAGGGGGAAGGAGUGCCAGCGACGUUCCAGUUGAUCUUUUUGAUCGGAUGGAGUCCUGCACCCAGCCAGCCGAAGCCGUUGAAGCGAGGGAGCGCACAGUCGAGCUUGAAGGACGUGCUGGCGGGCCAGGGGGGAGAUGGGCAGCAGCAGGUGGAGGACAAGCAGAGACAGGAGUGGAUGAAGUCGAUGGAGGAGUCUGACGACAAGAAGAACCAGAAUUAA
This is a messenger RNA of Pseudozyma hubeiensis SY62, 5580 nucleotides long. RefSeq lists its product as hypothetical. The record is from RefSeq and is a predicted model, not a curated record. Gene Ontology annotation, biological process: mitochondrial respiratory chain complex I assembly. The coding region runs from base 1 to 5580 and encodes 1859 amino acids. Lineage: Eukaryota; Fungi; Basidiomycota; Ustilaginomycetes; Ustilaginales; Ustilaginaceae. Gene Ontology annotation, cellular component: mitochondrion. The transcript has a single exon. Gene Ontology annotation, molecular function: S-adenosylmethionine-dependent methyltransferase activity; protein binding.